CAGCAGGUAGACCUGUUUGGGGAGGCCUAGGAGAUGUGACUUUUCGGGAGGAGGUGUGUCACUGAGGGUAGGCUUGCAGUUUCAAGCCUCCCUCCACUCCAGUUUGCUUUCUCUGCUUCAAUGUUGGUGGUUUGAGGAUCUGAGUGCUCAGCUUCCUGCUUCUGCCGCGGUGCCUGCGGUUCGCUGCUAUUGCUCUCUGCCAUGAUAGACAUCCGCCUCUCUGGAUCCGUAGGGCGAAUAGAAUCUUCCUCUGUUCCUCAAGAUGUCAGCUUCAGCCUCACAAGGCCAUAACUGGACCCGACAGCUGAAGAAAGAAGACAAGGAAGAAGACCCACUGGACCAGCUGAUCACCCGCUCUGGCUGUGCUGCCUUCCACUUUGCAGUGCAGGAGUGCAUGGCCCAACACCAGGACUGGCGUCAGUGCCAGCCACAAGUGCAGGCAUUCAGGGAUUGCAUGAGUGCACAGCAGGCAAGACGGUGGGAGGAACUGCAGAGGAGGAAAGAGCAAGCCAGUGCUCAACACUGAGACCCAAAACCGUCAUCCCACAACCUGGCCCUGAAGAAAUAAGCACCCAGAGCGACCCUGGGAAGAAGUAAUCCUAAGUAGUAGAGUGUGCAAUAGGAGAUAAAUAAUUUGGACCAUCUUUGGGACUAGGGUUGAAAGCACCAUGAGCUGUUUUUACUCUAUGAUCAGAUCGGACACAUCUACACCAUUCCUGUUUCACCCGUACUUGUAUCUAAAAUUAGUGGGAUAUGGACCACCCCCUCCAUCCUACCUCUUAAAUGUGCCAAGUACUUUGUAAGUAUA
Chionomys nivalis (European snow vole) is the source of this 808-nucleotide messenger RNA. Its product is annotated as cytochrome c oxidase assembly factor 4 homolog, mitochondrial. Gene Ontology annotation, biological process: mitochondrial respiratory chain complex IV assembly. The transcript is spliced from 2 exons. Lineage: Eukaryota; Metazoa; Chordata; Mammalia; Rodentia; Cricetidae. Gene Ontology annotation, cellular component: mitochondrial intermembrane space. Bases 263 to 526 code for a protein of 87 amino acids. The record is from RefSeq and is a predicted model, not a curated record.